GGUGACAACUGACAACCAAAUUUAAAUGGUAGGUUGUCAAGAGCAGACAAAAACAUUGAGAUUCUGUCGAAAAUUCAACUCCGUCAAAUGUCAAGGGGGGAAUUUAAGAGUUCUGUAACAGGAAACCAUGAACUUUAAGAGUUAUUCCUAACCAAUCGAUGCUAAAUCCUGUCAAAAAAAGUUUCGAACAUCAUCUGUCAAAGAGACAUGGUCCCGGAUCGCUGGAUGCCUGUCAGUUUUAAAUUGAAUAAUAACAAUACCAAAGAAUCAGUACAAGGAUGAAUCUAAUCUUGGAAUUGUAUAGAUAAAGAAAUGAUUAUUAAAAUAUCUUUACUACCAUCUGUAUCCUGCAGCGUAAUAUAAAAUGCGUUACAAAUACCGAAUUUGAGGUUAUGAACGGAAGCAGAAAAAAGCGAAAAUGGUAAACAACAUAGAAGUAAGUAACCACAACUUCUGCCAAUGGUUGGUCCACAUAAAGUUGAGGAAAAUUGUGCUUUUGGUGAUAAUCAUCUUAGUUGGAGUGACAUUCCUGACAUACAUGAACCUGUGGUAUGUGGAGAAGGAUUCUGGUAUUACACAUGGUGCUCAUUCCCAUUUAGAUUUACCUGAUGAGUCGAUUGCAUUCAAUAAUUAUGGAUCUCAUGUUAAGGAUUUGUAUAGGAUCAAAGGGUCUGUAUCAGCAGAAUUGCGAGAUAUGGAGUUUAAAAGACAGAAGCUUCAGCUGGAAAUACAAAGCUACACAAAAAAUAUUGAUCAACUGAAAGCUGAAAUGGUGCAUCAACAAACUGAACUGAAUAGAUUGAAGAUAUCUGUGGAGCAAGCACAGGUGGCCCAAAGAGAAGCACUGCAGCAGAACACUCCAGAGUUAGCACUGCCUCAUAGAUUAGUCCCAAACAAUCUCCCUGAAAUCAAUCUGCCAGUACCUGCUUUGAAAUCUACACAUUGCAGAAUGUUUUCAUGCUUUGAUCAUUCUAGAUGCAGUUUGACUUCUGGUUUUCCUGUGUAUCUGUAUGAUCCAGAUCAAUAUCCUGUAAUGAACGAGGGUUGGGAUGUGGACGGAUUUUUGAAAACAACUUUGAAGCAGGUGUUGGGAUACAAUCCGCAUUUAACUGGUAAUCCAAAAGAGGCUUGCGUUUUCCUGGUAUUAGUUGGAGAAGCGCUUAAAGACACAGAUGAUGUAAGUGAAAAUGUUGGGAAUCAUUUGAAUUUACCACCGCUGGAUUCUAAAGCUUUAAAAAGACUGCCUUUCUGGGGUGGAGAUGGUAGGAACCAUGUUUUGUUAAAUUUACCGCGACGCGAUCUCUCUGCUUCGGCUGGAGACGUUUUUACAUCAAUUGAUACUGGUAGGGCUAUUUUAGUGCAGUCCACUUUCUCGCACAUGUUGUUUAGGCCUGGUUUUGAUCUCAUCGUUUCGCCUGUAUUGGGUCCACCAGGUGGUGAUGUUUGGCAGGAGUGUUCAAGAAUGCUGCCUGCGCGGCGGAACUAUCUUCUAUCUUUCCAGGGGGAAAUGAAAGUACAACCGACGAUGUCUUUAGAGAAGAUCAGAGAUGCGGAGACGUCUGAGAAAUCAAUUAAGUAUUCGGAUUUGGAUAAAUUUAUCGUUGGACAUUUGAAAGAUAUGACAAAGGGUACGACGUCGGAUAAGUUCUAUUUCGAAUUUGAAUGUGUGCCGGCUAGCGACGAUAACUUCCAUGCAGGUCCUCAGGACUGGAGUUUGUGCGGCACCGAUAGUUCCAGAAGGGCUUUCUUGAAAGAAUCCACGUUUACAUUGAUUUUCGGUCCUGGAACUUCGGAUUUAGUGUCGACGACAUUGCUUCAGGCUCGAAUUUACGAAGCAUUGCGCUCGGGUGCUAUUCCUGUGAUCUUAGGAGGUGAUCAAGUAAGAUUGGCGUACGACGAAGUUAUCCAAUGGCGGCGAGUGUGCAUAUUCCUUCCUCGAGCUCGAGUCACCGAGUUACAUUUUCUAUUGAGAACCAUCCCGGAUACAGAUAUUCUGCUGAUGAGGAGACAGGGCAGAUUAAUCUGGGAACGUUACUUGGGUUCAGUGCAGAGCUCAUUGGAUACGGUUGUUGCAGUUUUGAGAGACAGAUUGAAUAUACCGCCGUUACCUGCUGACACUGUCGCAGCAACAUCUGUGUUUAACGAGACAUUCCAGCCGAUCCAGGUUAUUGUUGGAUUGGAUACUGAGCAAGAUGAGAGUUUAGGGCCUCUGGAACCUCCUUACGACAGCCCAGCGUUUCGUAGAAACUAUAGUUUAAUGUUGACGCAAGGACACGAAAUUUGGAAUGACUGGGGAGAUCCAUUCAGAUUAUAUCCGGCUUUACCCAUGGAUCCUUUAUUAUCCUCCGAUGCUAAAUUUGAUGGUUCCGGUCGCGGAUUCCGACCUAUAGGACAGGGUCAAGGUGGUGCCGGAAAGGAAUUCUCGGAAUCUUUAGGCGGUAACAAUCCGAGGGAACAAUUCACAGUGGUGCUGUUGACUUAUGAAAGAGAGCAGGUGUUGUUGGAUUCGAUUGCGAGGUUGAGAGGUCUGCCCUAUUUAAAUUCAGUGGUUGUGAUUUGGAACUCUCCGAAACCCCCUAGUGCGGAACUUCGGUGGCCCGAGAUUGGAGCUCCGCUGCAUAUCGUGAAAGCUGCAAGGAACUCUUUGAACAACAGGUUUUUACCUUUAGAUAAUCUGCAGACAGAGGCUAUAUUAUCAGUAGACGAUGACGCGCAUUUGAGACACGACGAAAUUCUGUUUGGGUUCAGAGUUUGGAGAGAACAUCGCGACAGGAUUGUCGGGUUUCCGGGAAGAUACCACGCCUGGGACAUUAAUACUCAAAACAGUUGGUUGUACAACUCGAACUACAGCUGCGAACUAAGCAUGGUGCUAACAGGAGCCGCGUUCCUCCACAGACACUAUUUUCAUCUUUACUGGAAAUGGUUGCCGCAGGCUGUCAGAGACAAAGUGGACGAGUACAUGAACUGCGAAGAUAUUGCUAUGAACUUCUUGGUGAGCCACGUGACUAGGCAACCCCCGGUGAAAGUUACUUCGCGCUGGACCUUCCGGUGUCCCGGGUGUCCGCAAAGUUUGAGUGAAGAUGAUACGCAUUUCCAGGAAAGACACAAGUGCAUCAACUUUUUCUCGAAGGUCUUCGGGUAUAUGCCCCUUAUGAAUACGCAGUAUCGAGCCGAUUCGAUAUUGUUCAAGACACGAAUACCACAUGACAAACAGAAGUGUUUCCGGUUUAUAUAAUAUUUCGUAACAUCUUCAUUUUG
Molecule: messenger RNA, 3258 nt
Organism: Nicrophorus vespilloides
Lineage: Eukaryota; Metazoa; Arthropoda; Insecta; Coleoptera; Silphidae
Gene: botv
Product: exostosin-3
Exons: 4
Coding region: 419-3235 (938 amino acids)
Cellular component (GO): membrane
Molecular function (GO): glycosyltransferase activity
Source: RefSeq, a predicted model, not a curated record